Arabidopsis thaliana (thale cress) is the source of this 3791-nucleotide messenger RNA. RefSeq names its product Protein kinase superfamily protein. NCBI's taxonomy places the organism in Eukaryota, Viridiplantae, Streptophyta, Magnoliopsida, Brassicales, Brassicaceae. The coding region runs from base 508 to 3366 and encodes 952 amino acids. The record is from RefSeq and is marked reviewed. Gene Ontology annotation, biological process: sugar mediated signaling pathway; response to stress. The transcript is spliced from 12 exons. Gene Ontology annotation, molecular function: protein kinase activity; kinase activity; ATP binding.
CCAGCUCAAAAAUCCACUCUUCAUCCUCUACUAUACUCGUAUCUAUCUAUCUACUCUACUCUGUUUUACGUAAGUUUUUUUUAGUUGAUUUUCUUUUGUCGGACUUUAAGAGAGAGAAAGUGGCGUCUUUGUGGACUUUCUCAAUUCAGGAGAGAGUCAAAGAGAAGGAAGAGGCUUCGCUUACUUGCUGAGAAAAAAGCUCCAAACUUUCUCUUAUUGGGUUUUUGAUCAGCUCCGGAGAUAAAAAAAAAAAGUAUUUUCUUGAAAUCGAAAUCUGAUCUCCAUUGAGAGUCUUGCUACUUGAUUUGGAUUCCGAUUUAAGGUUUUCUCGAGAAUUCUUUUGCUGCAGUUAUUAGAUUUUGACGAGCCGUUGAUCUGGACGGAGUUCCAGAUCUCCGGGUCGUGGUACCAAGGAAUUAGGGUUUUAGCACAAAGUUCUCGUUUUUCUGUGUAUUCGAGGGAUGAAGGAGUUUUCGGGUCGAUGUUCGCUGCUCUAACAUUUGGAGUAUGAAGAUGAACAUGAAGAAAUUUCUCAAAAAGCUUCGUAUCACGCCCAAUCAACGAGACGAUGGUGAAGGUUCAGUCUCUAACAGAAGCAAUAAGUCUAGUGAUGCAGAACCAUCUCCUUCUGAUUCAUUGAGGUCUCAAGAUAACUCUGAAUUCAAACCCUUUUUGGGUUUAUCAAAUUGGUUAAGCUCUGUUACUCACAGGAAAAGCCCUUCUUCUUCCAAUGCCACCAAUAGCAAAGAGGAUGACACUACCAUGGAACAUGGUGGUCCCGUUGGGUCGGAAUCUGGGAUGCAGGGUUUGGGUUCUAGUAGUAAUUCCAAGGAUCCAGAAGUUGAAGAAGAAUAUCAGAUACAGUUGGCUCUAGAGUUAAGUGCUAGGGAGGAUCCUGAAGCUGCUCAGAUUGAGGCUAUGAAGCAGUUCAGCUUAGGUUCUCGUCCUUCUGCUCCCGAGAAUACUCCAGCUGAACUCAUGGCAUAUAGAUAUUGGAAUUAUAACUGUCUUGGCUAUGAUGACAAGAUUGUGGAUGGUUUCUAUGACCUGUGUGGAGUAAUGAAUGAAUCUUCCUUAAAAAGAAUACCUCCCUUAGUUGAUCUUCAGGGGACACUUGUGUCAGAUGGUGUAACUUGGGAUGCUGUUCUAGUGAACAGCAGCAAAGAUUCUAAUCUGUUGAGACUUGAACAAAUGGCUCUUGAUAUUGCAGCAAAAUCAAAGUCAGCGUCUUCUUCAGGGUUUGUGAACAGUGAAUUGGUAAGGCAACUGGCAGUUUUAGUUGCUGAUUACAUGGGUGGACCAGUUUUGGAUCCAGAUAGCACGUUAAGAGCUUGGUGGAGUCUGAGCUACAGCUUGAAAGCAACCCUCCGUAGCAUGGUUCUGCCCCUGGGUUCUCUAACUAUUGGAUUGGCUCGUCAUCGUGCCUUGUUAUUCAAAGUUUUGUGUGAUAGUGUCGGCGUUCCUUGUCGAAUAGUCAAAGGACAGCAAUAUACCGGUUCAGAUGAUGUGGCAAUGAACUCCAUUAAGACUGAUGAUGGCAGGGAGUACAUUGUUGAUCUCAUGGGAGAUCCAGGCACGCUUAUCCCCGCUGAUGCAGCUGGACUACAAAUGGACUUUGAUGAUUCUGUCUACUCUGCCAGUCCCAGAGAUGUUGAUUCAUCUCAUGUAGCUUCUUCCAGCAGUGGGGUCGAGAGCUCAAUUGAAGAACACACAGAAUCUUGGUCAGCGGAACAUCGUUCUAGGACCAAGGGUUCCCGGGAGGAAAACCAAUCUGCAGGUGGAGGGGAUCUCAUGAUUCCAAAUAUUAGGGAAGCUGUGGGAAGUCAAAAGGCUCCUGUUCAACAUCUUUCCAGCAAGCCUACUCAUUCUUUCACUCAUGCCAGAUCACCUUCGUGGACUGAAGGUGUUAGCUCUCCAGCUGGACGCAGGAUGAAAGUCAAAGAUGUUUCACAAUAUAUGAUUGAUGCUGCCAAAGAGAAUCCACAACUAGCUCAGAAGCUUCAUGAUGUGUUACUUGAAAGUGGAGUUGUAGCUCCUCGAAAUUUAUUUUCGGAAGUCUAUUCAGAGUCAAUGGAGGCAACAGGUGAAAUCAAAUCUGUGGCUGAAUCCAAUGAUGAGAAAGGGAAAGAUUUUGGAACAAUCCAGCAAGGAAGAAACCAGAGCAACCUUGGCCCUGUGAGGUUUUUGCCUCCUCUUCCAAGACCGCAAUCUAAAGCAAUUACCCAUGACCUACGUGAACAUUCAGGAUCUGGACUCGGUCAUUUGUCUGAACAUUGCAAUAUUGAUGGUCACUCUGAUUCCUCACAUUCUGAAACAUCUACUGACUAUCCCAGAAAUGUUCCUGUUGCCGUAGCUGCAGCGGCUGUUGUUGCGUCUUCCAUGGUUGUUGCUGCCGCCAAGUCAGCAAACUCGGAUUCCUCCACUUUAGAACUUUCUGCUGCAGCUGCUGCUGCAGUUAUGGCGACAGCUGCAGCAGUGAGCAGGCAGUUUGAACUAGAUUCACUUAGCAACGGGGAUGCUGGUUCUGGUGGGCUUCAUGGGGUAGAUUCAGGAGGAGAACGAAUAUCCGACAGAUCUAUUGGCAAUGAAAGUUCAAAAUCUGAUGCUGCAAUUGAUGAUGUAGCUGAAUGCGAGAUUUUGUGGGAGGAAAUUACUGUGGCUGAGCGUAUCGGACUGGGAUCAUACGGAGAGGUAUAUAGGGGAGAUUGGCAUGGAACUGCAGUGGCUGUCAAGAAGUUCAUUGACCAAGAUAUUACUGGAGAGGCACUGGAGGAAUUCAGAAGUGAGGUCCGGAUGAUGAGAAGGCUCAGACACCCUAAUAUUGUUCUCUUCAUGGGAGCUGUAACCCGCCCACCAAAUCUCUCAAUUGUUACAGAAUUUCUUCCUCGAGGUAGCUUGUAUAGGUUAAUUCACAGGCCUAAUAACCAAUUAGAUGAGCGAAAGCGUCUGAGGAUGGCUCUUGAUGCUGCUCGUGGAAUGAAUUAUUUACACAGCUGUAAUCCGGUAAUUGUCCAUCGUGAUCUUAAAUCUCCAAACCUUCUAGUUGACAAAAAUUGGGUUGUCAAGGUGUGCGAUUUUGGGUUGUCUAGAAUGAAAGUAAGCACAUACCUCUCUUCAAAGUCAACAGCAGGCACGGCUGAAUGGAUGGCUCCAGAAGUGCUUAGAAACGAACCCGCAGAUGAGAAGUGUGAUGUGUACAGCUACGGGGUCAUUCUCUGGGAACUCUUUACGUUACAGCAACCAUGGGGAAAAAUGAACCCAAUGCAAGUGGUUGGCGCGGUUGGUUUUCAACAUCGACGACUUGAUAUCCCUGAAUUUGUGGAUCCUGGAAUUGCAGAUAUCAUCAGGAAAUGUUGGCAGACGUAAGUUUGAAAAGUCACUUAAUUGUUGUAUGAUGAAUCUAGCUCUAUUGUUUUGUUCAUGAAUUAGGUGCGGUUAUUUGGUAGGGAUCCAAGGUUAAGACCAAGUUUUGGAGAGAUCAUGGAUUCUUUAAAGCAGCUACAGAAACCUAUCCAGAGAGCAGCAGUUCCCAGUUCUUCUGCAUUGACCACUGAUGAGCAGGAACAAUAACAUCAUGCUUGAUGAAGAAGAUGACUAAAUGAUGAUGAAGGUGGGGAUCAUUCUUUACAUAUUAAUGUUCUGUGGUGUGCUGUCCAUGUGUAUUCACCAUGUUUUGUUUACAAAUUGUAAAAAAAGAUGAAUGCAAAACAAAACAAACAAAGAAAAAAAGAAAAAAGAAGUUAUUUUGUCAAUGGUAAAAAAAUCAUUGAGAAUUGAAAUUUCAUAUCUCU